This is a messenger RNA of Trypanosoma rangeli, 1596 nucleotides long. RefSeq lists its product as uncharacterized. The transcript has a single exon. The record is from RefSeq and is a predicted model, not a curated record. Gene Ontology annotation, cellular component: centrosome; spindle pole. NCBI's taxonomy places the organism in Eukaryota, Euglenozoa, Kinetoplastea, Trypanosomatida, Trypanosomatidae. Bases 1 to 1596 code for a protein of 531 amino acids.
AUGGAGUCACAAAAGGUCACCUGCGACGAUGUGAACAAGCUUGUCGCCAUGUGCUCCAUAAAGCAGGAUAGGGCCAUCACGUCGUUCCAGCAGUGCUCUUCCAGCCUCUUCGUUCUGCUAUAUCAGCGUCUCUACAGCUGCACCAUUGAAGGCAUUGAAAGCUCACCCUACACGCUGCAGCAGAAACAAGGGAACGUCACACUUGUCUUGAAUGAGUUGCGAGAGAAACGUGGCAUGGACGUUACAGGCAUUGACGCGGAGCAGAUCAUUCAAUUCAAUGAAGAACACAUCAGUCGACUCAUCAGGCUUUUCUUGGGCAUUGCGCAAGAAAUGCGAAGGAAAAAAGAAAUGGGUGACGCGCUGUCUGCUCCACUUGGCUCUAAAAAGUCACCUUCAACGCGAGACGCAUUUGUCGCAGCGUCGGCGAGACCGGUGUUGGCUGAGUUACCAAACAAAUCCGCAGAAAAUGGAACGUGGUAUGCCCCAGUAAGGACUGUUGAAGAAGGGAAACAAGUGUUGCACAUCGAUAACGUGUUGGCCGCCCCAUUCCCUCAAAAGCAUGUGAAGGCCGCUUUUUUGCACCUUGACGAGGAGCGCCUUGGUCAACCCCAAGGUUCAUUCGCGUCCCCGCAUCAGACACAUCACGUUCAUCCUCGUCAUAUCCGGGAAAUGGACGACGGAGUGGGUGCGGGUAACGCUGCCGUCAUCAUCAGAGGUGAGGUAGAGGAAGACGACGAUGACGUUGCUGGUGCCUUGGUGAUGGGGCCUGCCGUGAAGGAAGAACACGAAUAUGGUGGAAGCACGGGUAGUUACGGCAACGGGGAUGAGGAGGAGGAAAUACCCACCAAGCGGUUGGUGGAUGCGUGGAGCGCCGAGGUGAUUCCACCCAGGCGCUUCAGUAAGGUGAUCAAGUCCUCCUGUAUUGCAGAUAUUCGAGAGCGGUUGCAGCUCAUGGAUGAACGACUGAAGAAUGAGGACCGGCAACGCGAGAGACGUCAACAGGCUGCAGUGCAGCGUCACGUUGGCGUCAGCGAGCCUGAGGCAAAAGACACCAGACACAUCAAAAGGCACGAGAGACCAAAGGUAGUGUUACCGCGUAGUCUUGUUCCUGAUGCCGUCUCCGCAGAGGAUUUACUUCGUCAUGAACCGAAGCGCAUGAUAGAUUACACGCUGCGGAACGAAAAGAUAGAAAUGCUUCGUUCCAUUCGUUUCAUCGAUGACUUGCAGAAGGAAAUUCGACGAACGAUGGUGCAACGCCACAACGACGCAACGCGACAGCUACGCGAUGAAGUCCGAGAGGCAUUAGAUGACGAUCGGCGGGAAAGGUUGGAGCGCAUGCGCCAGGUUAAGGACGAGGAUCAAAGGUACCGUAGUGCCUACAAGGCAAUUAUGGCUGCGGCGUGUAAUGACCUUCGUACCGCAAAGGACCUUAUGAUGGAGCGUACCAGACAACUGGCGGAGUAUCAUUCACACUCGCUGCGUGAGAGUCGCCGCAUGUGCCAAUACAUGAAGCGGGAGAGCAAGGAACGAAUGCGGCACGAUCUCCUUCGCUAUGCGAGUACUGUAACAGGGUGGCAGUCGCACUUUGUCAGUUAG